GAAGACCUCCGCGUGGACGGCCGUGGCUGUGAGGACUACCGCAGCGUGGAGGUGGAAACGGACGUGGUGUCCAACACCAGUGGGUCUGCCAGGGUCAAGCUGGGCCACACGGACAUCCUGGUGGGAGUGAAGGCAGAGAUGAGCACGCCAAAGCUGGAGAAGCCCAGCGAAGGCUACUUGGAGUUCUUCGUGGACUGUUCAGCCAAUGCUACCCCCGAAUUUGAAGGUCGAGGAGGUGAUGACCUUGGCACGGAGAUCGCCAACACCCUCUACCGGAUCUUCAACAACAAGAGCAGCGUGGACCUCAGGUCCCUCUGCAUCAGCCCUCGGGAGCACUGCUGGGCUCUCUACGUGGACGUGCUGCUGCUGGAAUGUGGUGGGAAUCUCUUCGACGCCAUUUCCAUUGCUGUAAAGGCUGCCCUCUUCAACACCAGGAUCCCAAGGGUCCGUGUUCUGGAGGACGAGGAGGGGUCGAAGGACAUCGAGCUGUCCGAUGACCCAUACGACUGCAUCCGGCUGAGUGUGGAGAACGUCCCCUGCAUCGUCACUCUGUGCAAGAUCGGCUGUCGGCACGUGGUGGACGCCACCCUGCAGGAGGAGGCCUGCUCCCUGGCCAGCUUGCUGCUGGCGGUGACCAGCAAGGGCGUCGUGACGUGCGUGAGGAAGGUGGGGAAGGGCAGCCUGGACCCCGAGAGCAUCUUCGAGAUGAUGGAGACCGGCAAGCGAGUGGGCAAGGUGCUCCACGUCUCCCUGCAGAGCCUCCUACACCAGGAAGAGAGCCUCGGUCCCGAGAGGCAGAAAGUCGGGUUCCUGGGGUGAUCUGCACAUCUCCCCUCACCGCGAUUGCUUUUCCCUCUUCCUGUGAAACCCGAGUUUGUAUAUAUUCUUUGUGAAUGGUCUGAAUUUCAGGAAACAUUUGUACAUGUAAAAUUAGUCUAUUUUCUGGUC
Molecule: messenger RNA, 948 nt
Organism: Tupaia belangeri chinensis (Chinese tree shrew)
Lineage: Eukaryota; Metazoa; Chordata; Mammalia; Scandentia; Tupaiidae
Gene: EXOSC7
Product: exosome component 7
Biological process (GO): nuclear polyadenylation-dependent rRNA catabolic process; TRAMP-dependent tRNA surveillance pathway; U1 snRNA 3'-end processing
Cellular component (GO): cytoplasmic exosome (RNase complex); nuclear exosome (RNase complex)
Molecular function (GO): mRNA 3'-UTR AU-rich region binding
Source: RefSeq, a predicted model, not a curated record